AUGCAUGGCCGAUACCUGGAUUGCCGUUCAGGCUCGCGGGAAGCCUUGCGGACUCGGCAACGGGCAGUGCGGGAGUGGGAGAGUGUGGGAGAAGUGGGAGAAACGACUUUGCGCAUUCGCACCGUGAGCCGAACGUCGAUACGUUUGGUAGAUGCCGAAGAAUCUUUUCUGGCGCUAAGCGAUUUCGGAGAGAUAUCAAACCAACGUGGCACAUCCCGACUCCGAUGGAUGCAGUGCGUGAAAGUGCGCAAAGACAUCCCAUUAAAUAUUUCUCAUAUUGCUCCCCGACGCGUGUCUCGUGGGCGACGCUUCGCCGAAUUCCCGGGUCUCACGAAUCAAGCCGCACAGGGCAGGUUCUGCGGACCACAUCCUUUGCCAGGUCUGAAUCAGAGCUUUAAGGACCGAACAAAGCCAGACGGCGAGAUGCUUGCAGGCUCGCUGCGCAGAUGGAGUCUGCUGCACGGAGUCACGUUGACGAAUCGCCUAAAGGCUGCUUUCGGUCGACGGCCCAUGAUUUCGCCGUAA
Molecule: messenger RNA, 525 nt
Organism: Pseudozyma hubeiensis SY62
Lineage: Eukaryota; Fungi; Basidiomycota; Ustilaginomycetes; Ustilaginales; Ustilaginaceae
Exons: 2
Coding region: 1-525 (174 amino acids)
Source: RefSeq, a predicted model, not a curated record